AUGUAUGGACCAAUUCCGUCUGAAUGUAAGCCGGCUGUCGCUGUCAUCCAAACAGAAAAUGAGAUCAACCAUUGUAAUGGUAAUAAAACUAUCAAGGCGAGCCAGACCCAACGAUUCAGUUUGAUAACACCACUAUCUCGUAUUCUGCCCGAUCGAUUAUUGAAAAAUGCUGACGAACAAGGAGAGCAACCUACGAAGCUCAAGAACACAAACAGUCUCAAAGUGGCAUUCAGUGAAUUUUAUCUAAUGCUGAUUCUAUUACAAAAAUUUCAACUACUCAACUUCACUGGCUUUCGUAAAAUAUUAAAGAAACAUGAUAAACUAUUCCAAACGACACGUGGCGAUGAAUGGCGGUAG
Messenger RNA from Didymodactylos carnosus, 357 nucleotides. Lineage: Eukaryota; Metazoa; Rotifera; Eurotatoria; Philodinida; Philodinidae. The record is from the annotation of a GenBank genome assembly.